AAUUAGCUGCUUGAUUUUCCUUUUAGGUAUAAUAAGUAUGGAAGACAAGGCAGCUGUUGCUAUAGCUCCAGCUCCAGCUGCAGCUGCAGCUCCAGCUCCAGCUCCAGUUGCUUUAGAGGAUGAAUAUCCUCCUGGUGAAGAACCUCCAGCCAAAGGUAGUGGAAACGUUAAAGAUACCAAAAAAGAGACAUCAGGCGCUGCAGAGGAGGACGAGGAACCACCCCCGCCCGGAGUUGACUUAGAAGAACACAAGAAGCAAUCAAGGGAUGAUACUGAUAAUUUAGAUGAGUUGACUGAACAAAAAAAGAACUCUAGCCUGGGUGCUGUUCUCUCAGUACUGAGUACUGGUUCAUUUGGAUCAAAGGCAAAGGAGAAUAUUGUUAAAGUUGAAGUAUCAGGUCCAAGGAAGCGAUAUCACAAUGAUAAACUGGGGCCCCAACAAGAGGUUGGUGGUGGUGGUAGAGGUGGGGUGGCCAGUUCGACGGUGGAUGGGUACGAAGAAGAAGAGGCAGAUGAGGAUGACACCAGUGCAAAUGAAGCCUGGAUUGCAGAGGAAACAAAGCUAUUAGAGGAAGAGUUUGGACCUGGCAUCAUAUCCAUCAUGUAUGAUGACGAUGGGGGCAUGAUUGGUUCUUCAACUAUACCACCUAGUCCAGUUCCCAGCUCCUGUACUUCUGACCCCAAUGCCAUCACCAGUCUGGAAGCUAAGAGUGAUGGUAAGUUUGAACUUUUAGUGAACUCUAUGGCUCAGUUAGAUUUGUCAGUCCCAGUUGAAUGGCCGAAAGUCUCUCGAUGUACACAUCAAUGGAAUGAAGCAUCUGAAGGUAACUUUUUAGUUGUGUUGUGCAAUUGUAUACAAGGACAAACUUUGUUUUACAUGGCUCUAGGUCUAGGAGAAUUGCCACCGGGAUGA
Messenger RNA from Macrobrachium nipponense, 913 nucleotides. RefSeq lists its product as uncharacterized. The transcript is spliced from 7 exons. The coding region runs from base 38 to 913 and encodes 291 amino acids. The record is from RefSeq and is a predicted model, not a curated record. Lineage: Eukaryota; Metazoa; Arthropoda; Malacostraca; Decapoda; Palaemonidae.